AUGAACCUUCGUUUUAGUUUUGUAAUUUUAAUACUUGCAAGCAUUGGUCAAAUUCUUGCCGAUGACUGCAAACAUUGGAGAAUUACUUCUCCAACAGAAGAGGGCUUAAUAUGGACCGCGGGUCAAUCUUAUGCUGUUUCUUGGGAUGGUACCGGCUCCAAAGUACAAACAGUUGACAAAGUUGAUCUUUAUAAUGAUAAUGACGAGUUUGUUGUUAAUGAAUGGCAAGGCCCUGUUCCCGUUGGCAAAUUGUGGACAGAAAACUUCCCACUUCAAGCUCCUGACGACGGAUUAUAUUACUUCAAGGUUACUGCAACCUCAUCUAGCGGCGGCAAAUGUUUUUUUGGAUUCUGUCAGGUUUACCGUGCAAACUUAAAUACCUCCUCAAAGCCUUCAUACCCGCUUUC
Messenger RNA from Racocetra persica, 407 nucleotides. The record is from the annotation of a GenBank genome assembly. NCBI's taxonomy places the organism in Eukaryota, Fungi, Glomeromycota, Glomeromycetes, Diversisporales, Gigasporaceae.